UGCCACGUAGCUCCAACUUCCUGGUAAAAUGUGAUACAUUGCGAUGCCCGGAAUUCUUCAUAGAGCAUCUUCUUCAGAAACAUCGUUACGGCCAUAGAUAUAAAACUAUGGUUACGGCGUGACUCGAGAGAUGGCAUCCUGGACUGGGCCGUUUGCUUAAACUAAAAUGUACUUUUAGUUGACGGAGAAAAAAAAUAUGGGUUGUUCCACCCUGGCCCUAUCCAGUGUGGUGUCCACGCUUGGAGGCCUGGUUUUCGGCUAUGAGCUUGGCAUCAUCUCCGGGGCUCUCCUCCAGCUACAGGCCGAAUUCCGGCUAAACUGUUUCCAGCAGGAGGCGGUGGUCAGUGCCCUUCUGAUUGGGGCUUUGCUAGCCUCGCUGGCCGGCGGGUGGUUGAUCGACGGCUACGGCCGGAAGAACUCCAUCCUCCUCAGCAACAUCCUCAUCCUUGCCGGGAGUCUGGUUCUGGUCUGCCGCUCUUACUCAGCGCUGGUUGCGGGCAGAAUCGUGGUUGGCUUCGCCAUGUGCAUCUCUUCCAUGUCCUGCUGCAUCUUUGUGUCGGAGAUGGUCACCGCCAAGCACCGGGGUUUUUUGGUGACUCUGUACGAAGCCGGCGUCACUGUAGGCAUACUGGCAGCUUACGCCAUGAACUACAUUCUCGCCGAUGCCAGGCACGGGUGGAGAUACAUGUUUGGGCUAGCUGUCGUGCCCACUUUGGCUCAGCUCGUCUCCGUUUGGUUCCUCCCGUCCGGUGAUGGAGUGCCCGCAGCAGCCGCUGCAAGACAGGGAGGCCUUAUCCACUGCACUGAAAACCACGAGCUGGACAAUCAGCCCAGCAUCUCUAACAGACCUGACAACAGCUAUCAAAAAAAGUACAGCGUUUUGUCGCUCUUUCAGCAGGAGCAGAACAUGAGGACCAGGACGGUCAUUGGCCUGGGCCUGGUGAUCUUUCAGCAGUUCACCGGUCAGCCCAACGUGCUCUUCUACGCCUCAACCAUUUUCCGCUCGGCGGGCUUUGAGAGCGACGCCUCGGCAGUGCUGGCGUCUGUGGGCUUAGGAGCUGUGAAAGUGGUCGCCACCUUGGCCUCCAUGGUGUUCGCGGACAGGAUUGGCAGGAGGCCUCUGCUCAUUGGCGGGUGCACCGUAAUGUCGGUGUGUUUGAUCGUCAUAGGGCUUCUGAGCGGACGUUCUGCGCUCAGCACCAAGACAUCCUGUAGGGCCAUGGAUAAUGUCAAUGACACCCUGACCACUGUGAACCAAUCAAACUUUGACAUUUCUGUCAGUCAGCGGCAUGGACGUCACUACACGACCGGAGUGAAGGAUCUUCAGUACGAGGCUUUGAGGCCCACAGGGGUUUCCGCAACAUCGAGCUCUCCGACGCCCGUGGCUUCUCCAGCUGUCCACAACGGGGUGGUGAACUGGGUCAUCUUGUUCUGUAUGAUGGCAGUCGUUACUGCGUACUCCGUUGGAUUUGGACCAAUGACGUGGCUCAUUUUGAGUGAAAUAUUUCCUGCUGUGGUCAGAGGUAGGGCGUUUGCGUUCAUCAACUGCUUCAAUUGGGCUUCUAACCUCAUCGUCACCUUCUCCUUCCUGACGGUCAUUGAUGCGAUUGGUUUGUCUGGGACUUUCCUUUUGUAUGGGCUAGCAGGAGUGGGAGCUGUGGUGUUCUUCUACUACCUGUUACCAGAGACCAAAGGGAAAACACUGGAGCAAAUAGACAAGGAGCUCUGUAUGAAAAGGGUACACGACACUGAAGAAUGCUGCAACAUCAUUAGCAGGAGAAUCACCUCCUCUAGGUAUCAAAGAGUGCCCAUAGCUCAGUAAGUGUAGAGUGAGUCUGUCCGGGUAGUGUUUUCUAAUUGUGUCUGUUCAAAGAAUGCCAAAGGUUGGAUAACUUUUCACCAGAUUGUAACCAACACCGAUGCGGUAAGCUCAUCAUUAUUUACACUCUGUGGUCAGCGUGUUACAUAGACAUAUGUAGUACCAGGUCAGACCCUUGCACCUGCAGAACGCAGUGAAUUCUUCAGGGACUUGACCCUACAAGGGGUCAUGCAAUCCACACGUACGUCGGUCCAACUCGAUGGCAAAAGCGAUUGGAUGGCGGUACAUUCACGCAGCGAACUGCUCAUUCCGUGUCGCACCAACGAAGCUUUGUGGAGUUAAGGUCAGAACAUUACGCAGGCCACUUAAGUAAACCAAACCACUUGUUCACCCACUUCUGCGUGCCCACCCGAACAGCUUCCUGUCUGCAGCUGAUAAGAACGGAACCCAGCCUGUCUUCCAGUUCAAGAGGCCGGCGCUGUCCUCCUCAUCCUGUCAUCACCAAGCUGUGGCUGCGGGAAGGGUGUGGCUGGAUAUGGUCACAUCCUUCCCGGCAAACCCGGCGAGUCCACGGUCACAUCCCCAUCAAACUAUCUUAGGUCAGUCGUUUUGUCCGAACAUUAAACGAUGUUCGGACUGUCUUCCGGCUUCACACAGCAAGCCACAACCAUGCGACUCGGUCCGUAGGGACCAUGUGGACGUGGAGGGGUACCAAACAAACUGGCCACGGAGUAUAAAUAACCGCCGCCUAAAUGUAUUUUAAACAUGACAAAUGUUCGCCAUACAAGUACCUCAGGAGAAUACUGUAAGGAAAGUCUCUUUUGUAGAACCUCACAAUCACGACGGCCAUGUGAA
Messenger RNA from Esox lucius (northern pike), 2674 nucleotides. It is a transcript of the gene slc2a10, whose product is annotated as solute carrier family 2 member 10. NCBI's taxonomy places the organism in Eukaryota, Metazoa, Chordata, Actinopteri, Esociformes, Esocidae. Gene Ontology annotation, biological process: transmembrane transport. Gene Ontology annotation, molecular function: transmembrane transporter activity. The record is from RefSeq and is a predicted model, not a curated record. Gene Ontology annotation, cellular component: membrane. The transcript has 6 exons. The coding region runs from base 197 to 1822 and encodes 541 amino acids.